Cervus elaphus (red deer) is the source of this 1765-nucleotide messenger RNA. RefSeq names its product t-complex-associated-testis-expressed 1 (gene TCTE1). The record is from RefSeq and is a predicted model, not a curated record. Gene Ontology annotation, biological process: flagellated sperm motility. Gene Ontology annotation, cellular component: sperm flagellum. The transcript is spliced from 5 exons. The coding region runs from base 166 to 1674 and encodes 502 amino acids. Gene Ontology annotation, molecular function: protein binding. Lineage: Eukaryota; Metazoa; Chordata; Mammalia; Artiodactyla; Cervidae.
GCGAAGCCCCGCCCGCUAGCGAUGCACGGCGUCCCUAACAACCGGCGUUGCGUGGGGACCUGCGGGAAGGUUCCCGCCAGCACCCAGGAUCUGCCUGUCUGAGAAGCUCUCCGUCACGUGCCCAUCACCAAGGGGCCACCUGGCCCUGUGUUGCCAACCCCCAGCAUGCAGGAGACCCAGACAACAGAGUCGCCGUCAAUCCCCAGCCGGUCCUCAACCUCCACCCAGGACCGGUCUUCCGCUGUGGGCCAAACUUCGAGCACAGGCCCACAGCCCUCAAAGCCCACCCCAGUUAUCCCCCCGCUGGUGAAGUCCACGGGCCCAAGCUCUGGGUCUGGGGUCCGGCGGAUGCGCAGGAUCAUCGCUGAGGACGCUGAGUGGUCACUGGCCAUUGUGCCCCUCCUCACAGAGCUCUGCAUUCAGCACAUUGUCAAGAACUUCCAGAACAACCCCAUCCUGAAGCAGCUGCUCCCAGAGCAUCAGAAGAAGGUCCUGAGCCACCUGUCUCCUGACCUGCCGCUGGCUGUGACCGCCAACCUGAUCGAUGAUGAGAGCUACUGGCGCCGCUGCUGCACGCAGCGGUGGCCCGUGUGCCACGUGGACAAUCACGGCGGCAGCUGGAAGCGCAUGUUCUUUGAGCUGCACCUGGAGAACUUGCUGAAACACUUCAUCCCGAACACCACCGACCCCGCGGUGAUCCUCAGCCUGCUGCCACUCUGCAGGAACUACGUGCGCGCCCUCCGGGUGGAUCAGUUCCUUCCGCCCGUGCAGCUCCCAGCCGCGCCCCGUGGCGGGGAUCAAUCCGAUUCCGGCAGCGAAGGGGAGAUGGAGGAACCGGCCAUGGACCACUACCAACUGGACGACCUGGUGGCUGGCCUGAGCCAUCUGGAGGAGCUGGACCUGGUAUACGGUGUCAAGGACUGUGGCAUGAACUUCGAGUGGAACCUCUUCCUCUUCACCUACCGCGACUGCCACUCCCUGGCAGCCACCGUCAAGGCCUGCCACACCCUCAAGAUCUUCAGACUGACCCGAAGCAAGGUGGAUGACGACAAGGCACGCAUCCUAAUCCGCAGCCUUCUGGACCACCCGGCCCUGGAGGAGCUGGACCUGUCGCACAACCUCAUCGGGGACCGGGGCGCGCGCGCCGCCGCCAAGCUGCUGAGCCACAGCCGCCUGCGCGUGCUCAACCUCGCCAACAACCAGGUGCGCGCGCCAGGCGCCCAUUCGCUGGCUCACGCCCUGGGGCACAACGGCAACCUCAUCUCCCUCAACCUGCGCCUCAACUGCAUCGAGGAUGAGGGCGGCCAGGCGCUCGCCCACGCCCUGCAUACCAACAAGUGCCUCACCACGCUGCACCUUGGGGGCAACGAGCUGUCCGAGCCCACCGCCACCCUUCUGUCCCAAGUGCUCACCAUCAACACCACGCUCACCAGCAUCAACCUGUCCUGCAACCACAUCGGGCUGGAUGGCGGGAAGCAGCUCCUGGAAGGCAUGUCAGACAACAAGACCCUCCUGGAGUUUGAUUUGCGCCUGUCAGACAUCGCCCAGGAAAGCGAGUACCUCAUCGGCCAGGCCCUCUGUGCCAACCGUGAAGCAGCCCGCCAGCGGGCCCUGAAUCCCAGCCACUUCAUGUCCCCAGUCACUGCCAAGGGCCCUGAGAAUCCUGUGGGAUAAGAUGGGAACAGGGCUGGGGCGGUGGCCAGACCUAGGUCACUGCCCCAACCCCAGCCCUCAUUUCAUGCCCCUGCCAUGUCUGCUCUUGAGA